CUCGAGCAUGCGUUUUGUUACUUUUUUCUUGUCUUCAAUAAAUGCCUUUUUGGUUUUUGUUAUUUUAGUAACAAUAUGAUUGAAUGUUUAUUUCCAUGAUUAUCGUGUAUUAAUUUAUUUUAAAUUAGUCAAUUCGAGUUAAAAUCUCAACUGCUAUCUAAUUUAGUCAUGGUUUACAUCACCACUUUAAGGAGACUUCCAAAUCAGCUCUUACGUGAUAAAAGCUAUGUGAGCAGUGCUCAUCCAAAAUCGCAUAUCAAUUUAAUUAAACAUGCUAUUCCAGACUGUGAAAGUGAUGCUGAAAAAAGGUAUCGAAAAUUAUACGAAGACAAUCAAUUAUGGAAUCACUGUUAUUGGGAGGAAAACAAUACGAGAUUUCUAAAGGAAAAGGCUGAGUUCAUCGAAAGACAACGUCUUUUGAGAGGCGAUGGUUCUUUGGCAUUCUCGCAAGAAGAUUUAAUGCCAUUCUACAAAGAAUUUUUAGAUAAGAAUUAUAAUAAACACAUAUCUUACAACAGAGAAUGGUAUCGACGGCAGUUCCGACUUCUUUUGCCUGCCUUAGCAGCUUUUAUUGCUUCUAAAAGAAGAUCUCUGAGAAAAUCUUUCUCGUAGUUGGUUUGAAUACAGCAUCACCCCCAACAGAGUUCAAUGGCUGGAUUCAAAUAUUCAAUGCGCUCCAAUAUUUAAUGUUUAUAAUAGUGUAAUCAUUUUUGAUAAUUUGUAAUUACUCUAAAUUGACCUUUGAAAUGUUAAAUAGUAAAAUAGUUUAUUUAAGACAAGACCGUUUUAGAAAUAAACCAAGCAUAGCUUGAAUUUGUUAUUGUUU
Tetranychus urticae (two-spotted spider mite) is the source of this 826-nucleotide messenger RNA. RefSeq names its product Cytochrome c oxidase assembly factor 8 (gene Coa8). Gene Ontology annotation, biological process: intrinsic apoptotic signaling pathway. The record is from RefSeq and is a predicted model, not a curated record. Gene Ontology annotation, cellular component: mitochondrion. NCBI's taxonomy places the organism in Eukaryota, Metazoa, Arthropoda, Arachnida, Trombidiformes, Tetranychidae.